Messenger RNA from Ilex paraguariensis (yerba mate), 990 nucleotides. The record is from the annotation of a GenBank genome assembly. NCBI's taxonomy places the organism in Eukaryota, Viridiplantae, Streptophyta, Magnoliopsida, Aquifoliales, Aquifoliaceae.
AUGGCCUGUGAGGUCCCUUGUUACUUCAUUUUCGGCGACGCAUUAGUUGAUAAUGGCAAUAACAAUGGCCUUCUGACUCAUGCAAAAUCCAACUUUCCGCCUUAUGGAAUUGAUUUUUCCGACGGGCAGACUGGCAGAUUUACCAACGCUGAACUUCUAGGUUUUGACAGUUACAUCCAACCAUUUGCAACAGCAAACGGCUCAGACAUCCUUAAAGGUGUGAAUUACGGGUCCAGUGCGGCUGGAAUUUUGGAUGAAACAGGAGAACAACUGAGUCCUCAUUGGCCAAUAGUCGCUGCAGCUAAAGGUCAGUAUCUAAUUUCUACUUUAGAUGCCGAGAUUUUGUACGAGCUCGGAGCGAGAAAAGUAGCCAUUUUUGGGCUUAGUCUAAUGGGUUGCACUGCAGCAAAGCUGGCCAAGAAUGGCACAAGUGGUUCUGCAUCGGUGGAUACGAUCAAUAACGGAGUUCAACUCUUCAAUGACAAGCUGAAGCCACUUGUUGAUGGGCUCAAUAACCAUCUAGCUGAUGCCAAAUUUAUCUAUAUAAACACUACUAGCAUUUCGUUGGAGGACCCUUCAGUUCUUGCAAAGCUGGCCAAGAAUGGCACAAGUGGUUCUGCAUCGGUGGAUACGAUCAAUAACGGAGUUCAACUCUUCAAUGACAAGCUGAAGCCACUUGUUGAUGGGCUCAAUAACCAUCUAGCUGAUGCCAAAUUUAUCUAUAUAAACACUACUAGCAUUUCGUUGGAGGACCCUUCAGUUCUUGGUAAUACAAACCUAAACACUCCAUGUUGCCAAGUAUCCACAACAAUGGCCAAGGGGCUAUGUAUUCCUGGAGAAAUUCCAUGCACUAACAGAGCUGAAUAUGCAUGUUGGGACAGUUUUCAUCCUUCUGAGAGUGUGAAUAUGAUAAUUGCAAGAAGAGCAUACAGUGCUCUAUUACCAUCUGAUGCCUAUCCAAUCGAUAUUCAUCGCUUGGCUCAACUGUGA